GUUUCGGGCCAGUUUCAAGCAUGGCGGACGCGGUCGCCGCGCCCGACGUCGACGGGACCGCGGUGCACAACUCGAACAGCGCGGCGCUGCAUUUACUCGACCAGUACGUCGAGGAUGGAAUGCUCACGCCCAUGCAAGCAGCUACUUACAAGGACAAGUACACCAAGCUCUCGUCGUAUGUGCUGGAAACCUACAAGCGCGAGAAGGAGUUGCUCAAGAAGGCCAAGCAGCUCAACGGCGAGCUCCUCUCAGAGAAGAUCCGACUCGAGAAGCAGAGCAUUCGCAAGAGCGAGGAGCUCGCAAUGAACUCCAAUUUGGAGAAAGAAAAGGAAAAAGCCAGCAAGGAGCUCGCCGACUGCGUCGACCGCGAGACGAUCUUGACGUACGAGAUCACCGAGCUCCAGCGCGAGCACGCUGAGCUCCUCACGCGCAAGGAGGACAUGCUCGCCGAGAACGCGCGCCAGGUCGAGCCCGAAGUGCGCAAGAUGACGGACGAGAUCGCGCGGCUCGGGGACGAGGCUGCGCAUAUCUCGGCCGACAUCCACAAGGAAGAGCGGCGCAAGAACGACUUGGUCGCGCGCUGCGAGAGCUUGCGGGUCGCCAACGAUGCGCUCGAUGCGGCCAACAACGCAGAGAAAAAAGUGCUCGCCAAGCUCCGGGGCGACCCCGAGCGCAUCUCGAAGCAAGCUGACGUCGUGGCAAAGGCGGUCGAGAACCUCGAGCACGAGAUCAAGCGGAUUCAAGAUCGACUAAGUGUCGUCAACACGCAGUGCACGACCCAGGACGAGAAGCGCAAGGAGGCCGACGAAGUGCAGAAAGAGCUCAACCACAAGCUCGACGUGCACCGCGAUACGAUCGACCAGCGCCAGCGCGACGUCGACCACGUGAGCUUGCUCCUUACCGACGAGCGGCAGACGCACGCGACGCGUCUUGGCGAUCGUGCGCGCCUCGAUCUUGCGCUACGCAGCGCUGAGAUGACGAGUCGGCGCGAGACGGACAGGCAGAGCUCGCUUAUCAAAGAGUUUGACCGGCUCAAGAAGACGCUCAAGAAGAAAACCGUCCAAGUCGAUAGCGCCAAGAGCCUCUUGCCCAACCUCGAAGUGCAAGUGACGGACGCCGAGCACCAAGUGCGUGCGAUCCAAGCUGAAAACAAAAAGAUGGCCGCCGACCACGUCGACCUCAAGCAAGACGUCGACGUGCUCAUUGCGCGCCUCUUCAAGCUCGAUACGAUCGAGAAAGCCAAGGUCGAUGAGCUCCAAUCGCUCUCGCAGCGCGUCAAGGACUACGAGACCGAGCUCGGUCAGUGGGUCGCAGAGGAGGCCAAGCAGACCAAAAUCCUCGCGCUCCUCAGCGCCCAGCGCGAGAUGAAGGCGCGCGCCGCGUCGACCGCGAUCGACAAUGAAAAGGCGACGCAGCAAGAGCUCAAGAUGAAGGAGCUCGUGAUCCUCGACUUUGCGAAAAAGUGCAACGAGACCAACAACCGCCUCAAAGAGUUCUCGGCGCUUUACGACAUUGUCAAGAACGAGCGCAACAAGUAUGUGAAUUUGAUCCAAGCGAGCUCCCAAGCGCUGGCCGAGAUGAAGGAGAAAAUCAAAAUUCUGCACAACGAGGUCGAAGUGCUCCGGAACGAGAGUGUGGCCAAAGACAAGGCGCUCACGAAAGAGCGGCUCGCACACCAAACCGCGCAAUGCAGCCGCGACAGCCUUCGCCUCGACACGAACAAAUGCCACGAGCUCUACCGCAUCAAGCAAGAGCAAGUCGAGCAGCAAAUCGUCCAGAUCGACAAACUCAACUCGAUCAUCAACGUCACCGAGAAGGACAUGCUCCGGCUCAAAAAGCAGUACGAGAUCGCGGUCGAAGCGCGCAACUCGACCGGCGUCCAGCUCAUUGACCGCAACGACGAGCUCUGCAUUUUGUAUGAGAAAUGCAACAUCCAGGCCAAGACGCUCACGGACGGUGAGCUCGCGAUCCAGGAGAAGGAGCAGCAGAGCCGCAUGCUCCAUAUCAAGCUCCUCGACAUGGAGCGGCAGAUUGAAACGAUUCGCAAGAAAGUGCCGCUCGUGCCAGAGUACGCGAGCAAGGUCCUCUCGAUCCAGCACGAGCUCAAGCAAGAGCGGAUCGUGACCGAGAUGAUGUGCCGCGACCUCGAGACGCCCAAGAACGCCGAGCGGUGGCGACCCCUCGACGGUGACGACCCGGACGAGGAGCAGCUCAGCGCCAAACUCGCGUUCCUUGAAGAUCGGUUCAACCUCAAGAAGGAAAUGCUGCUCGAGAAGGAGCUCGUGCUCGAGGAGGUCACCAACCUCUCGGACAAGCUGCGCGCGCAGGCGGCGGACGGCCGCGGCGACACGCUCCAGCUCGCCAAGAAGGUCAACACGUUCCAGGUCAAGAUCAAGGAGACGACGCGCAAGAUGAUGGCGACCGUCUCCGAACUCUCCAUGUUUCAAGCCACCGCCAUGAAGCUCCAGCAAGAAAAGCACGACCACGAAGCGGCUUUCGACGAAGCGAAGUGGAACUUUGAGAACGGGCGGGCGCCCAACACGCAGUGCGAGCACGAGUGGUACCGACUCGAGGCCGCGCGAUUGGCCCGCGACGACCGCCGCGCGCUCACACCGCUGCUCGUCCCGUCGCAGAUCACGCGCACGACAGCCGAGCCGCGCCCGAACGCCUAUGUGCCAGACGAACUCGGCAUUCCCAAGCCGUACGGUGGCGCGGCGCCGUUCAAACCCACGCUCACAGGCUCUACGAUGCGUCACAUUCGGCCACCGCAGCGCCGAGACAUUGAAAUAUAAUCGAACGAUCCUAGCAUACGA
Messenger RNA from Saprolegnia diclina VS20, 2813 nucleotides. RefSeq lists its product as hypothetical. NCBI's taxonomy places the organism in Eukaryota, Oomycota, Saprolegniomycetes, Saprolegniales, Saprolegniaceae. The record is from RefSeq and is a predicted model, not a curated record. Gene Ontology annotation, cellular component: cytoskeleton. The transcript has a single exon. The coding region runs from base 21 to 2792 and encodes 923 amino acids.